Messenger RNA from Drosophila busckii, 2386 nucleotides. RefSeq names its product hexosaminidase D. The record is from RefSeq and is a predicted model, not a curated record. Bases 132 to 2267 code for a protein of 711 amino acids. The transcript is spliced from 3 exons. Lineage: Eukaryota; Metazoa; Arthropoda; Insecta; Diptera; Drosophilidae. Gene Ontology annotation, molecular function: hexosaminidase activity.
UGUGCCACGGACACGUUGUUUGUGCGGCAUCUCUCGUUUAUUGUUUACUGUGAAAAGAACGUGUGUGCAAAUGCCAAGAUGCAACUUAAUAAUUAAAUAUAAAUUGUUCGAAAUUACCCACGAUAGUCAAAAUGCACUCGAAUCUUUUAAUAUUUAUUUGGCGCCGCAAGCUUUCGUUUCUGCUUUUGGCCGCGGGCUUCAUACUGCUGGCGCUGUGGACCUGGGCCAUACUUGUCGACACUACAAAGACGCUGCCAAGUUUAACUCAAGCAAACGUUGCCGCCGCCGCUGCGGAGGAGAAUGAGGUAAAGGCCAACUAUCAACACGUGCACAUUAUACAGAAGCUAAUUGCCCAGGCGAAUCGUGUGCUGCGUGCCGAGCGUCAAAAGGAUAAGCAGAAUACGAUUGCAACGCCAGCAGUGCAGCGCUUGUUGGGUAACGUGCGUUUUUUACGGCCCACGCAGGCCAAGAAGGCGCCACUACCAUUGGACGACGGCUAUCUGUUUGAGCAGGAGCGCCUGAAGAUACUCGAGCAGCAACAGCGUCAGCGCAACGCCGGCAUGGAGGAGCUCAAUGCCAAUGCCGAGGAUGAGCGCUUACUGAGCUCAGCGGAGCGCCAAAGCCAAUACGAACGCGAGCUGCAACGCAUGGGUGUGCCUGUGGUGGCGGGCAUUGGACCAGAUGGACCACGUGCGCCGCCAGAGCGUUUGGUGCACUUAGAUCUGAAGGGUGCGCCGCCUAAGCUAAGCUUUCUGAAGCAACUGCUACCCGUGCUGCGCGCUUUAGGCGCCACUGGACUGCUAAUCGAGUACGAGGACAUGUUUCCUUACACGGGUGCACUGCAGCCGCUAGCCGCUCACAAUGCUUACAAACAGCAGGAACUCAGAGACUUUCUGGAGACUGCAUCAGUGGAGCAUGGGCUGAGUGUCAUGCCUUUGGUGCAGACUUUUGGUCAUUUAGAGUAUGCUCUCAAACUUGAUGGCUUUGAGCAGCUUCGCGAACUGCCUGAGAGUCCGCAGUCCAUUUGUCCCAGUCAGCCGCAAAGUCUAGCGCUGCUAGAGCAGAUGCUGGCACAGGUGAUAGAGCUGCAUUUGCCUAGCAAUGCCAGCCACGAGUUGCCCAUCAAGUUCACUCACAUCCACAUUGGUUGUGAUGAAGUGCAGCGGAUGGGCGAAUGCGCACGUUGCCGCCAGCGUUUGCGCAAUGAGCUGUUCCUCAGCCAUGUGAUAAGUCUGGCGCACUUUGUGCGUCGUCGUUGGCCGCACUUGAACGUGGUCAUCUGGGAUGAUCAUCUGCGUCAGAUGACGCUCAGCGAGCUGCAGAACUCACAAAUUGGCAGCUAUGUGGAGCCCAUGGUGUGGGUAUACUUUCAUGAUAUCUAUCAGUUUAUACAGCCGCAGUUGUGGGACACUUAUGCCAAGAUCUUUCCCAGCGCCUGGGCAGCAUCUGCCUUCAAAGGAGCCUUUGGCGAGAGUCUUCUGGUGCCGCCGCUGCAACGGCAUUUGGAGAACAACAUACGGUGGCUGGCGGUAAUUGCCAAAGAGGGUGGACGCUUUGCCAAGGGUUUGCGUGGCUUAGCUCUGACUGGCUGGCAGCGCUAUGAUCACUUUGCUGUGCUUUGUGAACUGCUGCCUGUGGGCAUGCCCAGUUUGAUGGUGUCGCUGUCAACCGUCUCCAAGGGUUACUUCAGCACCAAUCCACGCGAUAGUGAGCUGUUGCAUGUGCUACGUUGUGUGUUUCAGCCGGAUAGUCGUCGCUCUGGGCAUCCCUGGCUGCAGCUACAUCCCAAUGUGCAUCAUAGUCAACUCUUUGCCAUCUGCAGUUAUCCUGGUCAUCUAGUCUUUAAGUAUGCGCUGCGUUUAUACGACAAGCUAGCCGAGGUGGGCAUGUAUCUGCAGCAGACACGCGAACAAAGCGCCUGGCUUUCGGACUACAAUGUAAGACACAACUUUAGUUCACCCUUGCGUGUGCUGGAGCUAACCGCUCGCACGCCUCAGCUUAUCGAGGAGUUGCGCGUAAUGGCGCGCGAGGCACAACAGCUGCUAUGGGAAGUCUAUGAUGAGCACACAGUGGCUGAGUUUGUGGAGCAGCAUAUUUAUCCCAGCAUUAGUGCAUUGCAUCGACAGCUGUCCAGCGGGCAAUUGUUGUUGCAAAGACGCACUUGGCCACAGCGACCGUUGCCCUUGUCGCUGGAAUAUCAACAGGAUAUGGGCCUCAUUACAUUGGAUCAGCAACCGCAGCAACCGCAGCAGCAGCAGCCACAUUAAUUGACUGUUAACAUCAUGUGAAAAUAAAAUAUAUAUAAAAACUAAAAUACACUAAUAUAUACAGUAAUAUGCAUUUUCAAAUCUAGGCGUAGCCUAUAUAAUUAAUGCGAAAGUUAACA